Messenger RNA from Peronospora matthiolae, 453 nucleotides. The record is from the annotation of a GenBank genome assembly. NCBI's taxonomy places the organism in Eukaryota, Oomycota, Peronosporomycetes, Peronosporales, Peronosporaceae.
AUGAAGACACCAGCUAUUACGAUGGCCAUGGCGCUUUUGGCAGCCGGUACCGACGACAUCUCGAGCUACAGUGCAGUUGGUUUUCCUACUACUAUGGAGCACUCAAAUACCAUUGCAAUCGACACGAACGACCUUGUGACGCACCACGAAACGGAUGACAGCAACCCUUCUGAUGAGGAAGCUAGCAAGAUUCUACUCGGUCCUUCCAGAAGUCGGUGGACCAAUCAAUUCAUUCAAGUCCCUUCUGACGGCACUUGGGAGCGCUCCGACAUGAAUGACGCCACCACUCCACCGACGUACGCCUCUGCAGUUCCUCCGCCUGCAGAUUACUACCUGGUGGGUGUCGAGCGCGACGCGACCUAUCGCAUUCAAGGACCUAUUUGCAGUGGGUUUGGCCCCCCAGCCUACGGGCUCUUGUCCCGCAAUGGGAGAGAAGGCUGCAUCCCAUUGUGA